AUGGCGGACAACGGCGGCGCAGAUCCUGUUAAUAACAACAAUAAUACAACUGUUGCUUUGGAGGGAACUAUUAUCAAGGUCACAGUCAAAACCCCAAAAGAUAAGGAGGAAAUCGCCAUCUCGGAAGAUGCCUCUGUCACUCAGGUUCGUUCAUUUUGUCAAUCCGUACUAGCUGGCCAGUGAGCGGCAACUUGCUGCUAUGCUACAUCAUCAUCAUGACCUGCCCACUUGCCUUGCUUGAUUAGCCUGUGUCUGUAAGCAUGUUGCUAGCUAGCGAACUAACAUUUAAGAAUCGGCCAGUGUAGCGAUAUUUAAAGCUAGCUAUUGACUUGACAAGCUAUUCACAAACGUUGUUAUAUUGCUAGCUAGAUAAUACGGCUCACAACUAUUCCUCCGUAUAACUGUUUAACUGUUUAUGUACCCUCGUUAGCUAGCUAACCGGCUUGCUAGUAAGGUAUUCCAUAAUUACACAGUCAGUAAAUUGUGUCGCGUGACUUCUGUAUGUUAGUCAUGGCAAAAAAAUUAAUCAGCUUCUAUGUAAGUAGCUAACAUUAGUUAGGUAAAUUGUUAACUAGCUAACAUUGGACUAAUUUUGUUAGCUACGUGUUAGCUAGUAUGCUAGUUUCUUAGCUGUUUCUCCAGAACCUUCUUUGCGCUACGUAGGUAAUUAGUCUAGAAACAGUAUUCUUCAUCAGAAUGUAACAGCAUCUCAUUGUUCUGAAUGUCAGGUACUGGACUGUGAAUCUCUUCUCCCAAUGAAUGAUAGCUACACUGGUCCCAUGUUUCACUUUAAUUUGUUUUGGUAUGAAUCUGUCAGCUAAUGCCACUUUUCUUCCUGUCACUCCAGUCCUGAUUGAUACCCUGAACAGCUAAAUAGCCUACAGCUUAUUUUACUCCUGUUUAAUGUGGAUCUCAUAUGUGUAGUAUUCUUGUUGUUAGUUGUAGACUGGGGCCAGGUGUUGAAUCACACAGUGUUGUCUUGUAUUCAGAGAAAUGUGUAGCCUAGCUGUUUCACAGUUGGAAUCAGUUCUUUUGAGUAAAGCUUCUCCCAUUGUGCAAAGCACAACACCAAGAGUGAGUUGGUAUUCGUAAUCAGGUAGUAGGAUUCCUAUAAUAGGUUAAGCAAUGAGGAUUUACCCAGAAACAAGGCUUUAUAAUUAAAAUCAGCUAAUUGUUUGACUACGUCUUUUUCUUAUUUCCUCGAUUUCUCCCUUUCUUUCCUCCCCCCUCUUUCUCUUGCUGUCCAUCCAUGUCUUUCUCUCUUUCUGCUUCCCCCCCCCUCUCAAUUUCAAUUUAAGGGGUUUUAUUGGCAUGGGAAACAUGUUUACAUUGGCAAAGUGAAAUAAACAAUGACCUCUCUCUCUCUCUUUCUCCAGUUUAAAGAGGAGAUCUCACGGAGGUUCAAAGCCAAGCAGGAUCAGUUGGUUCUGAUCUUUGCAGGGAAGAUACUGAAGGACGGGGACUCUCUCAACCAGCACGGAAUAAAGGACGGCCUGACAGUCCAUCUGGUCAUAAAGACAGCACACAAGUAAGAUGAUGCAAAUUCUCAAAGCGGAAUGGACAUUGUGUGUUUCAGGAGGAUAUGUCAGUCUUCUUUGGACAUUUGUUUGGCAGGAAUGGGAAUUGAAAUAGGAAUUUCUUGAUAACAUUUUGAAGAGGUGAAUAAGCUAAAUGUAGUGGAGUUAAGAUUGACUCGGGCCAUAUAUGCUUGCUUACUCCACAGCUUGAAGUGUCUCCACUUGCGUCGCUGAAUAGCUUUCGGUGGCGCAACUGGUUAGUACGUAUUCAAGCGGGCGGUCAUGUGUGUUUCCAAACAAGAGUAACACUUGUUGGAGCCGUGGUACAAACAGGGACAGCGAAGGAAGCUAUACGGUUAGAAGCACAGUGAAGCUCCCACGGGGGGCCAGUAUGAAAAAUGUAUGCACUCACUAACUGUAAGUCGCUCUGGAUAAGAGCGUCUGCUAAAUGACUAAAAUGUAAAAAUGUAAAUGUAAUACAAUAUAUGGUCAGAAUCCAUCUGUGUGUGAGCCGAUGCGUGUGCACAACAACUUGCAUGCAUGUAUCUCAAUGGAAGAUUUGUAGGCAGAUACCAAGUUGAUGUGAAUAUGUAAACAUAACUGAUCCAUGCAUUGUCCCUCCAGGGCAGGAGAUGGCGCUAGUUCCUCCACCUCUUCCUCCGGCACCACCCAGGAGGGCAGCAGUAGUGGCAGCUCCUCUGGCCCCAGUUCUGCAGCCCACCCCUCCACCGUAGGGUCCACUGGAGGCCCUGCCUCGGCACCCCCACAGACCCCCAACAUACUGAGUGAGUUUGCUAGGCUAAAUACACCCACACACAUUUAUCUAUCCACUCCCUCACACACACCCAACAAUUUAUACAGAAAAAGACAACCAUCAUCAUUACCAUCACCGCCUCCUGACCAUACCCCUCUCCCUCCCUCCUAGCCGGGUUCGGUGGCCUGUCCAGCCUGGGCAGCAUGGGCAUGGGCUCAGCUAACUUCAUGGAGCUGCAGCAGCAGAUGCAGAGCCAGCUGAUGUCCAACCCGGAGAUGCUGUCCCAGAUCAUGGAAAACCCCCUGGUGCAGAACAUGAUGUCCAACCCAGACCUGAUGAGGCAGAUGAUCGUGGCCAACCCCCAGAUGCAGCAGCUGAUGGAGCGCAACCCCGAGAUCUCCCACAUGCUCAACAACCCCGAGCUUAUGAGACAGGUAAGGGGGUUUGGCCAGAGUGUACUGUGUCACAGACAGCUUGGGAUUGGCUGGGGUGUACACAGAAGUUGGGCUUAGUAUGUAGCAGGUGCUGUUUUUGCUAUCAUUAUUUUUGAACUGUGGGAAGUCGACUGCUUUGAGUGGCUGAUCUUUAUGUUUAGCUGCAUUCUAAGUUAUAUUAUAUAAAGAGGUCUUAGGGGUGGUUUCUCGAACACAGAUUAAACACCCUACCCCUCUUGAGUCCCUGUACCCCAGAACCCAGUCUAGCUGAUACACUCCUAUCAAUAUUGUCCUGUUUCAUACCAUCACAAAUCCUUAACACCCCUUCCUGUUCCCUUCUCCUCAGACCAUGGAGCUGGCCAGGAACCCUGCCAUGAUGCAGGAAAUGAUGCGUAACCAGGACCGGGCACUUAGUAACCUGGAGAGCAUCCCCGGAGGCUACAAUGCCCUGCGCAGGAUGUACACAGACAUCCAGGAACCCAUGUUCAGUGCCGCGCGAGACCAGGUACCCACUAUGGCACCAACUGAACUUAUUCCUCUUGGUCUUGCUUGUCCCCAUUGUUUAUUUUGUUAGAUGGGGAGUAUGAGGGGGAAUCCUAACUUCCACAUAAGUGAAAUGUUCAUCAAUUGACAUCAAUGCUGACAAAGUAAAAAUGUGGCUUCAGUGGAAAUAAGGAUUCACUCAUUAUUGAGCUUUUUUAGCCUCAGAAAUGAACUCUAAUCUAUCCCAUGGAGAGUGCUUAACAGAAACUGGUAUUCAACAUGUUGAUAAUGACUUAUCUCUCUCCUCUCUCACAGUUUGGAAACAACCCUUUCUCAGCCCUGGGGGGCAACUCUGACGGGGGGGUGCAGCCCUCGAGGACAGAGAACCGGGAGCCCCUGCCCAACCCCUGGGGCUCCACCAACCCCUCUGAGGGUGGAGGGGGCACGGGCACCACAGGCACCUCUACCACCAGCAGCACCACCCCCAGUGUGUCCAACCCUCUUGGUGUCAACUCUGCCAGUCUGGGCAACGGUACGGGAAUACAUAGACAGACUUCCUGUUUAAGAGAAUAGCAUUCAAGAGAUUACUGCAGUUUCAUAUACUGUAAUAUCACAUGGAUGUGAAUUCCUAAAUACAUACAUUGGGGAGAACAAGUAUUUGAUACACUGCUGAUUUUGCAGGUUUUCCUACUUACAAAGCAUGUAGAGUUCUGUAAUUAAAACAUUAAAAAAUCCAGAAAAUCACUGUAUGAAUUUUAAGUAAUUAAUUUUCAUUUUAUUGCAUGACAUAAGUAUUUGAUCACCUACCAACGAGUAAGAAUUCCGGCUCUCACAGACCUGUUAGCCCUCCUGUUCUCCACUCAUUAACUGUAUUAACUGCACCUGUUUGAACUCGUUACCUGUAUAACAGACACCUGUCCACACACUCAAUCAAACAGACUCCAACCUCUCCACAAUGGCCAAGACCAGAGAGCUGUGUAAGGACAUCAGGGAUACAAUUGUAGACCUGCACAAGGCUGGGAUGGGCUACAGGAAAAUAGGCAAGUAGCUUGGUGAGAAGGCAACAACUGUUGGCGCAAUUAUUAGAAAAUGGAAGAAGUUCAAGAUGACGGUCAAUCAACCUCGGUCUGGGGCUCCAUGCAAGAACUCACCUCGUGGGGCAUCAAUGAUCAUGAGGAAGGUGAGGGAUCAGCCCAGAACUACACGGAAGAACCUGGUCAAUGACCUGAAGAGAGCUGGGACCACAGUCUCAAAGAAAACCAUUAGUAACACACUACGCCGUCAUGGAUUAAAAUCCUGCAGCACACGCAAGGUCCCCCUGCUCAAGCCAGUGCAUGUCCAGGCCCGUCUGAAGUUUGCCAAUGACCAUCUGGAUGAUCCAGAGGAGGAAUGGGAGAAGGUCAUGUGGUCUGAUGAGACAAAAAUAGAGCUUUUUGGUCUAAACUCCACUCGCCGUGUUUGGAGGAAGAAGAAGGAUGAGUACAACCCCAAGAACACCAUCCCAACCGUGAAGCAUGGAGGUGGAAACAUAAUUCUUUGGGGAUGCUUUUCUGCAAAGGGGACAGGACGACUGCACCGUAUUGAGGGGAGGAUGGAUGGGGCCAUGUAUCGCGAGAUCUUGGCCAACAACCUCCUUCCCUCAGUAAGAGCAUUGAAGAUGGGUCGUGGCUGGGUCUUCCAGCAUGACAACGACCCGAAACACACAGCCAGGGCAACUAAGGAGUGGCUCCGUAAGAAGCAUCUCAAGGUCCUGGAGUGGCCUAACCAGUCUCCAGAACUGAACCCAAUAGAAAAUCUUUGGAGGGAGCUGAAAGUCCAUAUUGCCCAGCGACAGCCACGAAACCUGAAGGAUCUGGAGAAGGUCUGUAUGGAGGAGUGGGCCAAAAUCCCUGCUGCAGUGUGUGCAAACCUGGUCAAGACCUACAGGAAACGUAUGAUCUCUGUAAUUGCAAACAAAGGUUUCUGUACCAAAUAUUAAGUUCUGCUUUUCUGAUGUAUCAAAUACUUAUGUCAUGCAAUAAAAUGCAAAUGAAUUACUUAAAAAUCGUACAAUGUGAUUUUCUGGAUUUUUGUUUUAGAUUCCGUCUCUUACAGUUGAAGUGUACCUAUGAUAAAAAUUACAGAACUCUACAUGCUUUGUAAGUAGGAAAACCUGCAAAAUCGGCAGUGUAUCAAAUACUUGUUCUCCCCACUGUACAUAUAAAUCAAUGACACCCAUACAUAUAUCAAGCUGGGGAUUGUAAAAGCACACACCUACACCCACACACCAUCAACCUCCCUCCCUCUGUGUGUGUCCCAGGCAUGUUCAGCAGUCCAGGCAUGCAGAGUCUGAUGCAGCAGAUCUCGGAGAACCCCCAGCUGAUGCAGAACAUGCUGUCUGCUCCCUACAUGCGCAGUAUCAUGCAGUCUCUGGCCCAGAACCCAGACAUGGCCUCCCAGGUCUGUAGCAGCAGAGUAGUGGGCCCUGGGGAUUAUCAUGGAUCAUAAAGUCAUUGAUGCGUCUCAAAUGGCACCCUAUUCCCUUUAAGGUGCACUACUUUUGACCAGUAUUAUGCAUUAUAAAGGGAAUAGGGUGCCAUUUGGGACGAGGCCAAUCUGAACCCAUGGGAGGGGUAUCUAUAGGAAUCAGUGGGAAUGGGUUGUUUUGUAAUUAAUUGUAAUGAGGACAAUAAAGCAGAUCUGGGCUGUAUUCACAAAGCGUAGGAUUGAUGAUCUAUGAUCAGUGAUGAGCAACGGGCGUCCCGUGGGCUCCCCACCUUUUGUAGGCCCGCGGAUCAAUCCCCCACCGAACUCAGUCAGGGUCUCAACUUACUGUUGAGCGUUAGAAUGGUAGAAUACACAAAGUGCAAUAUUAUUGAAAUUUGGUUGUGCAUCAGCAGUUUUUCCUCUUGUGAUGUCAGACACUGACAGUCACUCAAUUAGCCCAUGUCAGCUAACAUUUUUUAGAUUGAUAAAUGAGUCUAGCCAGCUAUCUAAACUUGUAGUCAUGGUCAAAUUACCGGCCAGGGGGCCCCCAUUGAUUUUGUUAGUCAGUCUCACACUGAUAUAAUUUCUCUCCACCCUAUGGCAACAUUAGUAGAAUUGCAGGAAAUUAGCUGUAAAACGGCAAAUUUUUCUCUGCCCCAUGGCAAAAUGAGUGGAAUUACAGGAAAUGUGUAAUAAAAUUGCUAAAUCUUCUCUCCGCCCCACGGCAAAAUGUGUAGAAUUGCAGGAAAUGUUUUAUCUCCGCUGUCAAGAGGGGGGAGGGGGCAACAAAAUGUAACUUAUGGCCCUCAAAAGGUUAUGGCUUCAUGUGUGGGUACGCAGACCCGCGAGCCACUGUGGCCCCUCAUGAUGAGUUCAGAUUUUGUGGCCCCCACCCACAUCAAAAUUGCCCAUCCCUGUUCAAGACCAUAAUGAGUAAGAUAACACGGACAGGGGCUGGGAUGAUCCUAAAUCAGCAGUCCUGCUCAGAGCCAAGUUGGACUCCUUGGCAGCUGGACGGAACAGAUCCAGCUGGCAGUGCUUUACCUCUAGGUAUCUAGAACAGAUCCAGCUGGCAGUGCUUUACCUCUAGGUAUCUAGAACAGAUCCAGCUGGCAGUGCUUUACCUCUAGGUAUCUCCAUGUAGAUAGACAGAUGUGAGGAAGAGGGUGAACACUGGGAAAGCAGCAGGCUGCAGCUGGUGAACGACAGGACCCUGACCUUGUCUGUCUUUCUCCAUUUCUCUUUCUCUCUCCUGUCUUUCUCCAUUUCUCUUUCUUUCUCUCGCCCCCCCCACGCUCUCUCUGUCUCUCUCGCUUUCUGUCUUUGUCACCUUCUGUUUCUCCUCCAGGUGUUGAUGAAUAACCCCCUGUUUGCUGGAAACCCCCAGCUACAGGAACAGUUCAGGAGCCAGCUGCCCGUCUUCCUGCAGCAGGUACACACACACAGCCGCAUUUAUCUCAAACUGAGAGAGAGUUGAACCUGUCCCAAGGACCUGAUUGGAUUGAUUGAGACUGGAUGGACCCUAAACAGAUGAUUUGGGGAUUGUUUCAGAAUGUUAAUUGAUUAAUUGUUAGUUUGAAUGUGACUGAUGUUGUUUAGAUGCAGAACCCAGAGGCUCUUUCUGUGAUGACCAACCCCCGGGCCAUGCAGGCUCUCCUCCAGAUACAACAGGGCCUACAGACACUGCAGACAGAGGCACCGGGACUGAUGCCCAGGUACACACUGACUCGUGCACACACACACACACCAGUGUUUUCCACAAGUACAUAGAGUAGCCAGCCAAAUAGAAAAAGUACCCAGCCAGUCGCCCCUGGCCAGCCAGUCACCCCCAGCUCCUUUUUUGCCCAAGUAGCUCUAUUUUGGUGGUCUCUGGUACAUUCUAAUGUCUUGAUUCCAUCUGAAAUACACAGCUAAAUUAUUGAAUACUUUAUUGAGUUUACCUCCCAGAUUGGAAAAAUAAGUUGUGGUAUUGUGUAGAAAGACAUGACUUUACAAUUUAAAUGAUGAAAAUGUAUGAAUUCAAUGUGUUGUUGUCUAGGUUUAGAUAUAUAUGAUCAGGACUAUUUUCUAAGUAAGAGAGCAUUAAACCUUUUUUAACAUUUAACCUGUCUUCUCUUGAGAUUAAAGUCUUAUUUACAGUUUUACUGCAAGAUAUGAAUUGCCACAAUGAUGUUUGUUCUUCAAAUUAUGUAUUUUAUUAAAACAGAACUGAAGUAAAUAGCCCACAUUGUCUUUAAAAAUUAUUAAACGUUUAGUGUUUCCAGGUUUUCGCUCUCAAAAUCACACUUUUUAAAUAGAAAAACACGCAAAAUUGGAUGUUGUAAAUCCACAACCAUGCACAUACACAGACGGGGGGUUCUCGUUGCCUCUUCAGGAAAGUUGCAGGAAAUACGAAUCACUGAUCCAUUAUGUUCGUGUCUUAUGAUAAACUUGCCCAAAUGAAUUAAUUUUCAAUAUAUUUGUUUGAUUCCCUACUAAAGGUCAACACAUUUUUUUAUUUUGUUGAAUUCCGUUUUAAUACCUGGAUUCCGUUAGGGGCCGAAACCUAGGAAAUCCUUUGGUGUACUUGUCCCGAUGCGACACAAUGGACAUAUAACCACGUUGCAUGGUUUAUGACUGGCAAAGGGAUAUAGGAGAUCGACUUUAUUCAGCCAGUUCGACACCUUUUAUAAACUAGUCAACACUUGCUGUUCAGUUGUCAAUCAACGCUACUAUGCACCACGACUCCACUCGGCUGGCUACGUGAAACACGUGAAAUCAAAUAAAUGAAUAUGUCAGAAAUCAAUAAUUAGGCUAAGUCGUGGAUUUUGACUCAUCGUUACCACUUACAUACAUGGGACUUGCAAAUUCACGAGCGCCAUGCACUCUCCCUCCGUGUACAUACAUUUGACUGCAACCAGAGAUCUGUAUAUAAUGACGAGAUGCUCAUGUCUCCGCCCUAACAAUUGGAGUCAUCCCAAAAGCAGGAAGGCAGGCGACAAGCUUAGGUCCAAAAUAAACCCAUAGAAACGCAUUGGGCUUAUUUUGGCUGGAGUGAAACCUCUCGCUUAGCCUCUUCCUCUAUGCUGUGUUCCCCUGUCAUCAGUCCCUUAGUGACUGACAGGCACCUAUCCUAUCAAUAGAUUGCUAGAAGAUGCAUAUUGUUCAUUCUAGCGGGAGAUGGCUCGACGAACUAGCGAAUUGAAACUUUUAAAUGAAAAGUAGCCAACUUCAUAUGAAGUGGAAAAUGUAGCCAGCUGAAAAUGAGUCUGUAACCGGCUGAUUGGCCGACAGCCGGCGCUAAUGGAAAACAAUGACACACACACCCCAACCACAAGACCUAGAAAAAAAGUGUUGAAAUUAGUUGUUUGAGUUGUAGAUACCCUGUUACGCAAUCUCCCCCUAACUCCUUUGUCUCUCUCAGUUUGGCACCAGGUGGGCUGCCAGGUGGUCUCCCUGGAGGUCUACCAGGGGGACUAGUAGGCGGAUUACCAGGUGGAAUACCCACAACUCCCCUGUCCACGGGAGGGGGUGUGCCUCCAGAGAACCCCGCCUCUUCGCCGAGUGCCGGGGAAAACCCCGCCCAGCAACUGAUGAUGCAGCAGAUGCUCCAAAUGUUUGCAGGAGGGAAUUCCUCGGUACAUACCACACACAUACACAUACCUGUCUUCCCUAGUUCUGUUUUACUGUUUGAUUGUACUGGUCGAUUGAUUGAUUGAUUGAUUGAUGGUUGGUUGACUGAUUGAUUGAGUGACUGACUGACUGAUUGUGACUGGUCCCCCUACAGAGCCAGAGCCCGGAGGUGCAGUUCCAGCAGCAGCUGGAGCAGCUGAGCGCUAUGGGCUUCAUCAACCGAGAGGCCAACCUGCAGGCUCUCAUCGCUACCGGAGGAGAUGUCAACGCUGCCAUCGAGAGACUGCUGGGCUCACAGCCCUCAUAAAGACACACUCACUCACGAUGCAUACAUCGAUACAGACACAUGCAUACAUACCCACUAUCCACCUCCGCAGCAAGGGGAAAACGCACAUGCAAAUACAUUGUCUGCAGAGAACCAAGAGAAAUGAAAUAAACCAUCCCAAACCAACACAGACGAGACCCGGUCAGGAUAUGUACCAUUCUAAACGUCCACUGCAACCUCCUGUCAGAUCAUUCCCUAACCAUGGCUCCCCUAUCCCCCGGUUUUAGCCACAUCCAUAGAGCUUUGCUCAGCAAGACCAGACUGACCAGACCAGACCAUUUCCUCAACAGAGGGGUGCCCGGUGAAGGGAGGAGGGUGAGCGAGAAGGCACAGAUGUGCCUCCCUCUAAACCCUCUCCUAAACAGAAAUGCUUUACCCUACCAGAUUCACUAAUCCCUCUUCCGCUUUAAUAAAGCUGAAGGGUUUAUUCAAUGGGGUGGAGUGUUUGUAGUGCGGCAGAUAGAAAUGCCUUGCAUAGAGCUUUUUAUGACGCUUCUUAGCACAUUCCAGGGAUUUGGUUCCUGUCUAUAUGUUGCAUUUCU
Coregonus sp. 'balchen' is the source of this 10133-nucleotide messenger RNA. The record is from the annotation of a GenBank genome assembly. Lineage: Eukaryota; Metazoa; Chordata; Actinopteri; Salmoniformes; Salmonidae.